AUGCGGGAUUUGUCGAAUCGACGAGUUGACAGCGAUUUCGCGUACAGUUGGGCGGCACGGGAACGAGUAAAAUUGUUCGAAGUGUCAGCCAAAGACCGGAACAGUUUGGUGGAUUUUGUGCAAUACCUUGGACAACGGCAUUUUCAUCCCAUAAAAGAGUCAAAGUUCUCUUUGUCAAAGAAGUUGAAGUCCGAGAAAUCUAAUGCUGCCAUACUGAUGGAUUUUUAA
Cooperia oncophora is the source of this 228-nucleotide messenger RNA. The record is from the annotation of a GenBank genome assembly. NCBI's taxonomy places the organism in Eukaryota, Metazoa, Nematoda, Chromadorea, Rhabditida, Trichostrongylidae.